CAAAAAAGACUUUUAUUUUGGCGUGGCGGUGUGACGUCAUAAGGCUGCGCCAUUCCUGCGCUGUGAUUCAACUGAAGAAAGGAUAAAGUGUCCAAACACAGAGAAAAACUCCAGCUGAAGCGACUGAUCUCAACACUGUUAUAAAGAUGGCGUUUAUUAAAGAGGAGAGUGAAGAUGUGAAGAUUGAAGAAACAUUCAGAGUCAAACAGGAAGAUCUGCAGGAACAAACAGAGCUGAUGGUGCUGAAAGAAGAGGCUGAUGAACUGAAUGAAAGGAAAGAGAAACACCAAGACACAACGACUGAUGAAAUACCCACACUAGCUAAGAAGACUUCAUCACGCGGGAGACCUCGGAAAUCCAAAUCUGAGUGUAUUUUCGCUUGUCAUCAAUGCGGAACCAGUUUCAAUCGAAAACACAACCUUAAAGUCCACAUGAGAGUUCACACCGGGGAGAAACCUUACACCUGUGAACAGUGCGGGAAGAGAUUUGCUAAAGUUCAUGUGUUUAAUGCCCACAUGAAAAUUCACACUGGAGAGAGGCCGCACACAUGCCAACAUUGCGGUAAAGGCUUCUAUCAUACAGGAAACUUUGCAGUGCACAUGAGAACUCACACUGGAGAGAGGCCCUACACAUGCACAGAGUGCAGUAGAGGUUUCAUAUGUAAGAGCACGCUCAAAUACCACAUGAUAAGUCACGCCAAAAAGAAGCCGUUUCCUUGCGAUCAGUGUGGAAAGGGCUUCACAACCAAAGCUAGCUUCAUGAACCACAUGAAUUAUCACACUGGAACCAUCGUGUUCACAUGUGAUCAGUGUGGAAAGAGUCUCGCACGUAAAGACUCCAUUAAGCAACACAUGAAAAAUCACUCAAGAGAGCAACGUUUUCGAUGCAGUGAGUGUGGAAAGGACUUUAAACAUAAACGAAGCCUCAGCACUCAUAUGAAGCUUCACAAUGGAGAGCAGAGUCCUCAAAAUUGAGGCCUUGUCCACACAAACGCGGGUGUAUUCAAAGCGGCAGCUUGUUCUUGUCGUUUAGCUGUUCAUUCCCAUACAUGUCAAAUUAGUGAGAAUGAAACCCUUCAAACACCUGAAUAUAUAAACUCAAUAACCGAAGAGGGGUGAAUAUUUUUAGUAAUCGUUUUGUAGUGUAGAUCAGGGCUCAUAAGACCAGGCUGCAAGAUUGCAAAAUAAUGAGUUUCAGCUUUAUUAUGAACCGAUAUUUGUGCACACUUGCAAAUUGUUUAUGAAUUUGCCAGUCAAAUGGUCAGCACUGAAAAGAAAAAAGAUUAGGGAGGAGGAAAUAUUUGGGGGGGAUGCAGGGAACAAUUAAGGAUUCUUAAUUAAGGACAGGUCCAGAAAUUUAACAUAAAUAUUUGCGAGUCUCAGCAACAAGUCACCUACAUCCUUAAGGCCCGUGCACACCAAGACGUAUUUUGCUCACGUUUUCUGUCGACGUUUAACGCCUCGUGACUAAAUAAAUAGCGUCAAUGUGAUCGUGCACACCAACGCGCAAAAUACCAGGCACAAAAGCGUCAUUUUUAAAAAAACGCAGACGUUUAACGCCUCGUAACUAAGUAAAGAGCGUCAAUGUGAUCGUGCACACCAACGCGCAAAAUACCAGGCACAAAAGCGUCAUUUAAAAAAAACGCCAACGUUUAACGCCUCGUGACUAAAUAAAGGGCGUCAAUGUGAUCGUGCACACCAACGCGCCAAA
Danio aesculapii is the source of this 1710-nucleotide messenger RNA. RefSeq names its product gastrula zinc finger protein XlCGF8.2DB-like. Lineage: Eukaryota; Metazoa; Chordata; Actinopteri; Cypriniformes; Danionidae. Gene Ontology annotation, biological process: regulation of transcription by RNA polymerase II. The transcript has 3 exons. The record is from RefSeq and is a predicted model, not a curated record. The coding region runs from base 147 to 974 and encodes 275 amino acids. Gene Ontology annotation, molecular function: RNA polymerase II cis-regulatory region sequence-specific DNA binding; DNA-binding transcription factor activity.